GUUGUGCAGCGCCAGCACGGUCAGUAGUGGUACAGACAUGGCCGCCCUCAGCAAAAUACCACACAGCUGCUACGAGAUCGGUCAUACCUGGGACCCGUCGUGUGUGCAGUCUGCUGUGGACGUCGCCAGGGGUGCUCUGGAGGUCUCCUUCAAAAUAUACGCUCCUCUCUACCUGAUAGCAGCAGUUCUGAGAAGAAGGAAGAAGGAUUACUAUCUUAAAAGGCUUCUCCCGGAGAUCUUGUGGUCUACCUCCUUCCUCACUGCCAAUGGAGGCCUCUACAUUGUUUUCUUUUGCCUUCUCAGGAAACUGUUGGGAGGGUUCCACUCCUGGUCUGCGGGGUUUGGCUCGGCACUGCCUGCCUCCUAUAUUGCCAUCCUCCUGGAGCGCAAGAGCAGGAGAGGGAUGCUGACAAUAUACAUGACAAAUAUUGCCACUGAGACUUUGUUCCGCAUGGCAGUGACACGAGGCAUCGUCAGACCCAUCAGACACGGCGAGGUGCUCUUGUUCUGCAUAACAGCGUCGCUCUACAUGUUCUUCUUCAGGAGUAAAGACGGUCUCAAAGGCUUUGCAUUCUCUGCGUUAAAGUUCAUCAUCGGGAAAGAAGAGAUUCCAACUCACUCCGUUGGGGCAGAACAGAUCAGCUCGAGGCCCCUUGAGAGGACGGAGGAUCCCCAGGCCUCAGGAGAAAGGCCACCCAGGAGCAGAACUCUGGUAGCCCGCAUCAGGGAACUGCUACAAUCAAUAUGCAAAAAGGGUCCAAGACACAGAUGUUGUAAACAUUACCAAGACAACUGCAUUUCCUACUGUGUGAAAGGAUUUGUCCGGAUGUUCAGUAUUGGCUACCUGAUUCAGUGUUGUCUCAAAGUGCCUUCAGCGUUCAGGCACGUGUUCACCAAACCCUCCCGGCUCCCGGCCCUCUUCUACAACAAGGAGAACUUCCAGCUCGGGGCCUUUCUAGGAUCGUUCGUCAGUAUCUAUAAGGGAACAAGCUGCUUGCUGCGCUGGCUGCGCAACAUUGACGAUGAACUCCAUGCACUGAUUGCUGGCUUCCUGGCUGGUAUGUCCAUGUUCUUCUACAAAAGCACGUCAAUAUCCAUGUAUCUCUUCUCUAAGCUGGUGGAGACCAUGUACUUCAAAGGCAUUGAGGCGGGACGCUUCCCUUACUUCCCUCAUGCGGACACAGUCCUGUAUGCCAUCUCCACUGCCAUCUGUUUCCAGGCUGCUGUGAUGGAAGUGCAGAACCUCCGGCCUUCGUACUGGAAGUUCCUGCAUCGUUUAACGAAGGGCAGAUUUGCUCUGAUGAACCGACAGUUGCUAGAUGUGUUUGGGACUCAAGCCUCCCGGGACUUUAAAGGCUUUGCUCCCAAACUGGACCCUCGUUACACCACGGUGCUUCCCCCAGGAGCCGACAUCCAGCUCGGUUGAGUUGGGACCGGGCUGUGGGAGGGCCUUUCAGGGUGUCCCGCAACAGGGAAUGGAAAGAGUGUACGUUAUCUCUGAGGAACUUAAGGAUUUCUUCUGAAGGUGGUAUUACAGCUCAGACGAUGUGGCGUUGUGAGAUGGGAUAAUGCUUUGGAGGAUGAUAAGCCUAAGCAGGGCACCAUGAGUUUCACAUGUGGUGCUACACAACUGGGCUUUUAUGAAAACAGGUAGCUGGUGAAAUGAAUGAAAUGCAUAUAGAAGUAUUUAUUAUUCAUUAUAUUAUAUUAAGUCAGGGUGACGUUACCUCUUCUGUAAGAUGUGGAUGGUAGUAGUACGGUAGAUCACCGUAUACUGUGAUUUGGAUGGUUGCUCUAACAAGUCGCUCAUCUUUUUCAAUCAGGAACCGUGAUACCGACUGUGAUUUAACAGGAGAAAGAGUUUGGGCUCACUACUCGAUCAUUUCUGAAUACGGUUUCAACUGGUGUAAGUGAUGAUAAAUGUAAUUCUGUAGCCUGGUCAAAUAUUUUAUUCUGUAGUAAACAAUGGGAGAUGCAUUCAGAUUGUGAUCUAUGAUGUGGAACACAGGGGUAGAAAUUCACCAUUUUUAACAAGUUACUCAAAUAGAUUUUUUUUUUUUUUUUUUUUUUAUAAAUGCAAGUUCUAACUACACUUGACAAUAAUGAUUGCAAUCAAACAAGUCACCUCUAUAGAUCAUGUGGUUAAGGAAGCAGCAAGAACAAUGGUGAAUAUUACUUUUGUGGAGAAGAUGGUGAAGCAUGAACAAAAUGGUUUGGUAAUUUGUCAGUUUACAAGACUAAUUAAGUGAUAAAUACAAAUUUCACCUUGAAGACACAUAAAUUGGGUGUAAAUACAGCUCAAUAAACAUUUGUAAAUCACACCGACUAUUCAUUUACAAGAUAGUGAAAUCAUGUUAAGGCAGGAAAUCAGAAUGUGUUUACAACACAUGCUGCAAAGCACUGAUCUGAUUACUUUAAAACCUGCAUUAACAGUUACAUUUAUAUGUACAAGUUUAUUAAAAAGAUAAAAUGCAAAACAGUCAUAUAUUAAUUAAGCUGUACGGCUCUGGGAGAGGUUGAUGGUGCCAUUUUUACAAAUUUUGUGCAUAUGUUUUAAUUUUUACUGAUGGUCUGCUUUUAACUGCAAACUAACUCAUUUGAGACAUUAUUUUGAUUACAACCCAUGUUCAUGUAAACAUAUUUAAAUAUAUGGUAUCAAAAUUGAACUCUGAGGUUUUUUGCUUGCAACACUUGUAAUUUGAAAGCUGCUUUGUACGGGUCUGAGUGACAUGAAGCACUGCGGAGCUGAUCCCUCCCUCUAGUUCAGACGGGGAACAUGACGGGAUCAUUACUGACUCUAGGACACGGUCAGCAGCAGCAUGGAUAAUUUCCUGGUGAGUUGUGAUGGCGGGAUAGUUAUAUAAAUAAAUAUAUAAAUAAGAGACACAGCUGCUAUUUACAGAUAUCGUCUUCCCCUAGUGUGUGCAACAGACACACUCAGUGGAAAUCCCAAAUUUCCUCAACUAAAACGGAGGAUUGAAAGAUUGGAGUCAGACGUAAAGUAGCUAUACUUCCUCCCUGUGGACGGUUCGUGAGAAGAAAAUAUAAUCACCACAAUCACACUUGAAUGCACUGUUUCAUGAUGUAUUACCUAUGGCAGAGGUCUUCAACAGGGGGUCUGUGAAAUUUUUGGUUGAUUAGACAAUUUUUUAUUUUUUUAAAAUUAAAAAUGCCUGGUAGUUUGAACUGCCAGAUUGUGAACUUCUUAUUUUGAAUUCUAUUCCAGCUUUAGACACAGCUGACCUUCACAACAGAAGCUAUAAUUGUAAAAAGUGCACAAUUCAUGUUUAGACUAAAGUAGCGGUGUUUAAAUAAUAGUUAACAUGUUAACUAAAUCUAUGGUUACAGUUAUAUUACAAAUCUCAGCAAAUGUUUUUGAUUGAUGCAAAAAGAGUGUAUAUUAAAAUAUUUUUCAAUCCAA
Molecule: messenger RNA, 3421 nt
Organism: Anarrhichthys ocellatus (wolf-eel)
Lineage: Eukaryota; Metazoa; Chordata; Actinopteri; Perciformes; Anarhichadidae
Gene: tmem135
Product: transmembrane protein 135
Exons: 15
Coding region: 38-1426 (462 amino acids)
Source: RefSeq, a predicted model, not a curated record